Microplitis demolitor is the source of this 1551-nucleotide messenger RNA. RefSeq lists its product as uncharacterized. The record is from RefSeq and is a predicted model, not a curated record. NCBI's taxonomy places the organism in Eukaryota, Metazoa, Arthropoda, Insecta, Hymenoptera, Braconidae. The coding region runs from base 1 to 1551 and encodes 516 amino acids. The transcript has 3 exons.
AUGGGUGAACACAAUCGUGGUCAUGAUAUUGGUCAUGAUGGUAAUCAUGGUUGUGAUCAUGAUGGUGAUCAUUAUGGUCAUCAUGAUCAUAAUGUUGAUCAAGACAACGAUCAUUAUGUUCAUGAUGGUGACCAUGAUAGUGAUCACGAUCUUUUAAAUGCUGAUCAUGAUAACCGUCAUGAUGAUUAUAGUGUUGAAGAUCAUGAUGGUGAACAUGAUAAUCAUUAUGGUGAUCACGAUGAUCAUAAUGAUGAUCAGAAUAAUCAUGAUGAUCAUAAUAGUGAUCAUGAUGAUCAUGCUGAUCAUGAUGGUGAUUAUGAUCAUGAUGAUCAUGAUGGUGAUUAUGAUCAUGAUGAUCAUGAUGGUGAUUAUGAUCAUGAUGAUCAUGAUGGUGAUUAUGAUCAUGAUGAUCAUGAUGGUCAUAAUUGUUAUCAUGAUGAUCAUAAUGGUGACCAUCAUGAUAAUUAUAGCGAUCGUGAUGAUCAUGUUGGUGAUUAUAGUAAUAAGGAUCAUGAUAGUGAUCAUGAUGGUGAUCAUUAUGAUCAUGAUAGUGAUCAUGAUGGUGAUCAUUACGAUCAUGAUAGUGAUCAUAAUGGUGAUCAUGACAUGUAUAAAGAUGAUGAUGAUUAUGGUGAUCGGGAUCAUAAUAGUGAUCAUAACGAUCAAGAUAGUAAUCAUGAUGAUCGUGAUGGUGAUCAUAAUAAUCAUUAUGGUGAUAAUGAUGGUGAUCGUGAUGAUCUAUAUGGUGAUCAUGAUGAUUAUGACGGGAAUCAUGAUGAUCAUAAUGGAAUUCAUAAUGAUCAUGAUUGUGAUCGUGAUUUCAAUCAUGAUGAUCAUGACAGUGAUCGUGAUAAUGAUAAUCAUCAUCAUGAUCAUGAUUAUGGUGAUGAGGAUCAUGAUGGUGAUCAUUUUAAUCAUUCUAGUGAUCUUGAUGGCUAUCAUUGUGAUCAUGAUCUUUAUAAUCAUGAUGAUGAUUAUAAUGAUGAAGAUCAUAAUGGUGAUCAUGACAAUGAUCAUUAUGAUCAUGAUGGUGAUCAUGACCUGUAUAAACAUGAUAAUGAUUAUGGUGAUGAGGAUCAUAAUAAUCAUAAUGGUGAUAACGAUAGUAAUCGUGAUGAUCUUUAUGAUGUUGAUCAUGAUGAACAUAAUAGUGAUCAUGAUGAUCAUGUUGGUGAUCAUCAUGAUCAUGUUGGUUACCAUGAUGAUCAUGAUGGUGACCAUGAUGAUCAUGAUGGUGAUCAUGAUGAUCAUAAUGGUGAUCGUGAUAACCAUGAUAGUGAUCAUGAUGAUCAUUAUCGUGAUCGUGAUGGUGAUCAUGAUAAUCAUGAUAGUGAUAAUGACGAUGAUCAUCAUGAUCAUGAGGAGGAUUAUGACAAUGGUCACUAUGAUCAUGAUCGUGAUCAUGAUCUUUAUAAUUCUGGUCGUGAUAAACAUGAUGAUGACUAUGGUAAUGAGGAUUAUAAUGCUGAUAAUGAAGAUCGACAGUUGCGAAUAGGACAUGGAUCACGGCCCAAGUUUAAAUACGCGGGAGUCACACCGAGUGAUUCAUGA